UAAGGUUGGUCGUCCACCUUUAAAUAACACAGUAUAAAUACGCUUCUACUAAUUUUUCGAAGAUGAAGUUUGUUUUUGUGUGGUCUCUGUUUAAUAUCAUAAACAAUUGCUGGGGUGUAAAGCUAUUAGAAGCAAACCCCGAUGUGAAGCGGCUCUACGAUGAUCUUCUCAGCAAUUAUAAUAGGCUUAUUCGUCCAGUCAUGAAUGUUAGUGACAUAUUAACUGUACGACUUGGUCUAAAGUUAUCUCAACUUAUGGAGGUCAACUUAAAGAAUCAAGUCAUGACGACCAAUCUAUGGGUUGAACAGAAAUGGCAGGAUUACAAGUUGACCUGGGAUCCGGAGGACUACGGCGGUGUUGAGAUGCUGUACGUACCCUCGGAACACAUUUGGUUGCCAGACAUAGUGCUCUAUAAUAAUUGGGAUGGAAAUUAUGAGGUUACACUUAUGACAAAGGCAACGUUAAAAUACACUGGAGAAGUUAAUUGGAAGCCUCCAGCCAUUUACAAGUCGUCCUGUGAGAUUAACGUGGAGUAUUUCCCCUUCGAUGAGCAGACAUGCUUCAUGAAGUUUGGUUCUUGGACUUACAAUGGGGCUCAGGUGGACCUCAAACACAUGGAUCAAUCUCCAGGCAGUAGUUUGGUGCACGUUGGUAUAGAUUUGAGUGAGUUUUAUCUGUCUGUGGAGUGGGAUAUACUGGAAGUUCCGGCAACGAGAAAUGAAGAGUAUUACCCAUGUUGUCCUGAACCCUUUUCUGAUAUAACGUUUAAACUGACAAUGCGCAGAAAGACACUCUUCUACACCGUGAACCUGAUCAUUCCGUGUGUGGGCCUCACAUUCCUUACCGUGCUUGUGUUUUAUCUCCCUUCAGACUCGGGAGAAAAGAUAUCGUUAAGCAUCUCAAUAUUGGUAUCAUUGACGGUGUUCUUCCUGCUGAUGGCGGAGAUCAUACCGCCGACGUCCCUUGCGAUACCACUGUUAGGGAAAUAUUUGCUGUUCACCAUGGUACUGGUAUCGCUUAGCGUAUGGAUGACAGUACUGGUGCUUAAUGUGCAUUUCAGGUCCCCCUCUACGCACACGAUGUCUCCGUGGAUGAAGAAAGUCUUCCUCCAGUUCAUGCCUAAACUAUUGAUGAUGAGGCGAACAAAGUACUCGUUGCCAGACUAUGAUGAUACCUUCGUGUCUAACGGAUACACAAAUGAGCUGGAUAUGAGUUAUGAUUCCAGCAGGGACAGCCUGACGGAUGCUUUUUCGACUGGAAAAGGCGAUGAUGGAGAUUACAGGAAGUCGCCGGGACCUGAAGACGAUAUGCUUGGGGCAGGCGCCCAUCAACGACCAUCAGUGACGGAAUCUGAGAACAUGUUACCGCGCCACUUGUCGCCUGAAGUAGCGGCCGCCUUGCAGAGUGUGCGAUUUAUCGCACAACAUAUCAAGGAUGCGGACAAGGACAACGAGGUUGUUGAAGAUUGGAAAUUCAUGUCCAUGGUACUGGACAGGUUCUUCCUCUGGCUGUUCACCAUUGCCUGCUUUGUUGGGACCUUUGGAAUCAUCUUCCAAUCACCUUCACUCUACGACACUCGUGUUCCAGUUGAUCAAGAACUGUCUUCUAUACCGAUGAGGAAGAAUAACUUCUAUUAUCCUAAGGAUGUUGAGACAAUUGGUAUUGUGUAGACCAAGCAUAUAGCCAUGUUCUAAUAAGAUAUACAAAUAAAAAUAGCGUAAAGUAUCACUAUUAAUAGAAUUUUAACUGGGCAAGAAGAU
Messenger RNA from Pieris rapae (cabbage white), 1760 nucleotides. It is a transcript of the gene nAChRbeta2, whose product is annotated as acetylcholine receptor subunit beta-like 2. NCBI's taxonomy places the organism in Eukaryota, Metazoa, Arthropoda, Insecta, Lepidoptera, Pieridae. The coding region runs from base 63 to 1670 and encodes 535 amino acids. Gene Ontology annotation, biological process: monoatomic ion transmembrane transport; nervous system process; regulation of membrane potential. Gene Ontology annotation, cellular component: postsynaptic membrane; neuron projection; synapse. Gene Ontology annotation, molecular function: transmembrane signaling receptor activity; acetylcholine-gated monoatomic cation-selective channel activity. The record is from RefSeq and is a predicted model, not a curated record. The transcript is spliced from 11 exons.